UUUUCUGCUGUCAAGGUAACUUAGCAUCUUUUCAUUUGUUGUUGUGUAUGCAGGUGGUGUGGCAGGUGAUCGAUCUUCAACUGAUGGAUUGAAUCUGCUGCUGCAUUUUCUCAUCAGGGGAGUUCUUCAUCAUGAGUCCUUGUUGGCUAAAGAUCGAUUAAGUUCAAUGCUGCUUCUCUCUCUUGGUCUUGGACAGAGUGUGUACCCAUCAUGACUGUUCCUCAGGAAAAGGCUGUUUCGUUCGGCGAUGUUCAAACUACAGGAGCCCUGAUUUAUGAAACAAUUAUGGCAAUGGGUUGCGGCAAGGUAUUCUAUAUUGAUGGUUGGGAUGGAUUUGGGGCCUCUGCUGUUCUUAGAUACAUGGCAUCAGUGCUUCCAGCCAGGAGAAUCCAUCCAGAACUAAGCUUUGACAGGACAAUUUUCAUAGAUUGCUCAAAGUGGAAAAAUAGAAGAGCAGUGCAGAGGGCAGUUGCAAGAGAACUGAAACUUGACCGCUCUGUAAUGGCUAUUCUAGAUCACAACGAUGAAUGGGAUGAUUUUUAUGGAGUUGAUGAAAGCUCAAGGGGUGAGAUUGACAGUGUUGCACGAGUUAUUAAUCAAACCCUGAGUGCAACCAAAUUUAUGAUGUUUUUUCUCAAUGGAAGUUACAACGAGAUUGAUGUAGGUACGAUUGGCAUUCCUCUUACAAGAUUUGGCGAAAGCAUGGUGAUAUGGACCUUCGACAGAAGUUGCCUGGCCAUGCAUCAUCACAAUCAUCGUAAGAUAACCGCCAAGCUAAGAUAUACUCACGUUUUCAUGCAUUCCAUGAGAAAAAUAAGUGAUUUAGAAAGUUCAGAUUUCCGUGAACUACUGCAUCAACAAGCUGCUGCCAUAGUUGCUCGUGGUCUAGGUAUGCAAGACAUCGACCCAACAAUAGUCGCAGAAUGUUGCCUCUACGGGUUAUUUCUGCAGUACGUCAUGGGCCUAGCUAUAGCCCAUUAA
Messenger RNA from Lolium rigidum, 981 nucleotides. RefSeq lists its product as uncharacterized. The transcript is spliced from 3 exons. The record is from RefSeq and is a predicted model, not a curated record. Lineage: Eukaryota; Viridiplantae; Streptophyta; Magnoliopsida; Poales; Poaceae. Bases 211 to 981 code for a protein of 256 amino acids.